GACGGCGAUUUACCUGGGUGGCCACCUCCCUCCCUCUUUCCUUUCUUCCUUCCUUCCCGGAGCCGGUGGUUUCGGCGGAGAGGGAGUGGAGCCCGCCUGGCCCCUCCCCGGAGAAACUUUCCGCCGCCACCCGCGCCAGGGCGACCCUUGGGCUGCGUUGAUCGCAAACUUCUGGGAGAGAGAGGACCCAUUCUUCGCGCAGGGCUGUGUGAGCGGUCAGGUGCCGAGCGGAAAGCUGAAUGCUGCUGAAAGCUGAAGAAAAUUGAAGUCUAGAUUCUUGACCAAAUGGAAGAACUGCCAGAGACAAUUUUUCCUUGCUGACCUGUUGACAUGCUUUAAUUGCAGAUUUCUGUGGGUACCAAAGCCCAGGACACAGUAUCAAUCUCAUCACGAUGCCUGAACAUCUGUAGCUCACUGGAGGAUUUUAAAAAGAAAUUCAGCAUGACCUAGUUGGCUUGACCCGUGGAAAUUUUAUAAUGUCCUCUGGAACAAGUAUCAGCAGAAACAGGCAGGCUCCCAGCCUGCAGGGUGUUGAUCCAGAAACAUGCAUGAUAGUGUUUAGAACACAUUGGGCACAGGUUCUGAAAAUCUUAGAGAAGCAUGAUCCUUUGAAAAAUACUCAGGCAAAAUAUGGGGCCAUCUCACCUGAUGAGGCCAGCACUGUCCAGAAUUAUGUGGAGCACAUGCUUUUCUUAUUAAUUGAGGAGCAAGCAAAGGAUGCCUCGAUGGGGCCUAUUCUGGAGUUUGUGGUCUCAGAAAACAUCAUGGAGAAACUUUUCCUUUGGAGCCUACGGCGAGAGUUCACCGAUGAGACAAAAAUUGAGCAACUCAAAAUGUAUGAAAUGCUUGUAACCCAGUCUCAUCAGCCUUUGCUGCAUCACAAGCCCAUUUUGAAGCCUUUGAUGAUGUUGCUGAGCUCCUGCUCAGGAACAACCACUCCAACAGUGGAAACAGAGUUGGUUGUACUCUUGAACCAGCUCUGCUCUAUAAUAGCCAAAGAUCCCUCCAUUUUAGAACUGUUUUUCCACACUAGUGAGGACCAAGGAGCUGCCAAUUUCCUUAUUUUUUCCCUGCUGAUCCCCUUCAUCCAUCGAGAAGGAACAGUAGGCCAGCAGGCCCGGGAUGCGCUGCUUUUUAUUAUGUCUCUGUCUGCAGAAAACAACCUUGUUGCAAACCACAUAGCAGAAAACACCUACUUUUGCCCAGUGCUAGCAACAGGACUAAGUGGCCUCUAUUCAUCUUUGCCUACAAAGCUGGAAGAAAAAGGAGAAGAAUGGCACUGUCUGAUGAAAGAUGACUGGCUUUUGUCACCAGCCCUUGUACAAUUCAUGAAUUCCCUUGAAUUUUGCAAUGCUGUGAUACAGGUGGCGCAUCCCUUGAUACGCAACCAGCUUGUGAAUUACAUUUACAAUGGAUUUUUGGUGCCAGUAAUGGCUCCUGCGCUCCAUAAGGUGACUGUGGAGGAAGUGAUGACUACGACUGCGUACCUGGAUCUCUUCUUGCGCAGCGUUUCAGAGCCAGCCCUCCUCAAGAUUUUCCUCCGCUUUAUUUUGCUGCACCGACAUGAGAAUGUUCAUAUCCUGGAUACACUUACCAGCAGAAUCAACACACCAUUCCGGCUCUGUGUGGUGUCCUUGGCGUUGUUCAGAACGCUCAUUGGCUUGCAUUGUGAAGAUGUGAUGUUACAGCUGGUUUUAAGGUAUCUGAUCCCAUGCAACCACAUGAUGCUGAGCCAGCGUCGUGCUGUGAAAGAGAGAGACUGUUACUCUGUAUCUGCUGCAAAACUGCUGGCCCUGACGCCUCUCUGCUGCUCCACUGGAAUCACUUUGACGCUUGAAAGCCAAGGAAAAGACUAUAUUCUCUGGACAAAACCAGCACAAACGAAAGAUCCUGGUAGAUGCUCUUCUGAAUCUGUUUGCAUUGUGGAAUAUGGAAGGGCUGUGGACAUCAGCUACUUGCAGUACCUGGGGGAAGCUCAAGAAGCCAUCAUCCAGUGCAUGAAAGAUUGUAAGGUUUGGUCUGCCUUGUAUGAUGGGGUAAAUCCUGAUCCAGACACCUUUAUCCAGACUCUUGCGGAGGAGAACAGUACGGAUGUGGAGCACCCCAUGUUUCGGCUCCAGCAAAGGACACCUAGCACGUGUAGCUCUGCUCGAGCAACUCCAUUCAGUGAGAAGACACAGCUGGAGCUAGAAUGGGAUGAUAGCUAUGACACAGGGAUUUCUCCUGGUUCUAACGUGAGCUCGCCACAACCGUAUGAUGAUCUGGGAAGCACAGAAAUGCAGCCACCUGCAGAGCCGCCAAAACACAUUCAAGAAAUGAAAAAAAAUGCCAUUAUGCUCAUCAAAGGCUCUUACAUAGAGGAGUCAGACUUUCAGGAUGAUGUUAUGGUUUACAGGUUAUGUGCCCAGAAGGAUACUCAAGAUGAUGACAGCUCCAAGGAGAAAGCUUUAAAUGUAGCCAGAGAACACAAGGUGCAGAGCCAGACCGUAGUCAAUGGGUCUCUUGCAAAGACCCAGCUGGAAAUGGACUUGGAUGAGCACAGUAAGAGAAAUUCAAGCUCAACUAAAGGUGUAAUGAGAGAACAAAUAAACCAGAAAAUGACUGAGAUUGAUCCACAGCCAGACUUAGAGUUAAAGAUUUCUUCUCAGGAGGCAGAUUGUAACUUAAGUGUAAAACUGCUGAGCACAGAUGGUGAGGAUUUCAUUGCACAGUAUGACAGAAUUAUUAAGGAACUGGUUCCAAACAGUGCAAGCAUGGAGGAGCAGAAGUUGGAUGCUCCUGAUCCUGUCUCUCCAGCAGAAGAAGAGGAGGACUUUGAGAAUUUCUCAGCAGAUACCCCUUCUGCAGAGAGCAUAUCACCUCCCUUUGGACCAAAGGAGGAUGUCUCUCCCAAGCACUCUCCAAGGAGCCAGAGUGCUCCAUUUACAGGACCGUUCAUCAGCGUAGUGUUGUCGAAGUUGGAGAACAUGCUGGAGAAUUCCUUGCAUGUAAAUUUGCUGCUUAUUGGGAUUAUUACUGAGCUGGCAAGUUAUCCACAGCCGCUUCUUCGCUCCUUCCUGCUCAACACCAACAUGGUGUUUCAGCCUAGCGUGCGCUCACUCUAUCAGGUGCUGGCAUCGGUGAAAAAUAAGAUUGAACAUUUUGCUUCCAUUGAAAAAGACUUCCCAGGUCUUCUCUUGGAGGCCCAACAGUACCUGCUUUUUCGUGUGGACAUGUCUGAUGCUGCAGAAGAAUUGCUCACCAAAGGUAAUGUCCAUCACAGCAGCAACCCAGGGAAAGGAAGGAAUCUUUCUGAAGCUUACCCAGCUGUACUGCAGCCUUUCCUGGGACAGAAAGGAAAGAAAAGUCUGGCUCAUCCCAGCCUUCCUGCGCACGUGAGGAAUGCCGUACUUGCAGCUGCCCUUUUCCCAGAGUUCCUGAAGGAGCUGGCAGCUCUAGCCCAGGAACAUUCCAUUUUAUGUUAAAAAAUACUGGGGGAUUUUGAAGAUUAUUAUUAGUGGGUUUUUAAAAUGUGUUUUGGAAAAGCUUUUGGAGUUUAAACAGAUUUUUUAAUGCAAAGCUGCUUUCAAAAGAAGGUUGUACUUCAAUAUUUCCUGAAAAUACUUGAUUUGGAGGGGGAAGAAGGAGGCAAAAUAUUAUUCCAGUUAGGCCUUAUAAUUUCCCUCUGUGCUACAUAACUUAUUUGAGAUUUCUGAUACUGCUCUUACUGCAGCUUCCUUCUUCCUCCCUUCCUCGUUACACAGCCACCCUUCUUCAGUGUCACUAAUUCCUGUUGAAUUUCUGCAAUGGACACUUGUUGGCUGGCUAAGAGACACAAACACGUUAACUGUUUCUGUUCCAGAAAUACUCUUCUGGAUAACUUGUUAGGAGACAAGUUUGCUUGAAAAAACAUUGCCCCAUGGGGAAAGUUCACAGUAUAAAAAGACAUGCAAAAUCUGCACAAAACCCUGAAGGGGUCAUGUGAAGGGCUGUGUUUCUUGAUGUCAUUGUCCUCUUUGCCUCUUCCCUUGCUUCACCCUGAAGCCAGGUUCUUACUGAUCCGCAUCCAAAACCCCCAUUUUAACUACUGGCUCAGGUUUUCUGAAUUCAAGUGAUCUUAUGUGUAGUAAACCCACAAGUAGCUGAAAGCAGGUGCUGGGCCCUACACAUACCAUAUUGCCUUAUGUUGCAGACAGAUCUGCAGCUAUCAGCUGUUGGGCUUUGAAGUCCAGUGAAGUGUGUAAGUGGAUGUGGAUUGCAGACUGCCUGGAAUUUUCCUUGCGGUUCCUCGGCAUUCCGUGAUAACUCUUGCAUUGCUACCUAAGCCCGCAAGCAUGCCUUAUUUAGUGAGAUUUGCACAAAGUACAAAACAAAAUGUUUCUAUGCAAGCUGUUAUUAGUGUCUAGUUUAUUUGUAUGCUUGUUUUAAUAAGCUAAAGAAAGAUACUCCGUAUUUUUCUGUAGUGUUAAAUGGACAGCAGGCUGGUUUUGUCUUUUUUUGUCUUUUUUAUUAAAUGAAAAAGGUUAGCUUGCUCAUAAAAGGUGUACUGUUUUAUUGUUAAUUUCUUUUGGUUAAGGGAAAGUUAAAUACUGUUUGUUUACUUUUAAUUCAGGUGUUGACUUUUCCUAAUAUUGUAUUUCUGGGAUGGUGAGGGGAAGACCAGGCUAUUCACCAGCUGCAGAAAAGGAAGGAGUAAUGGGGAAAGCUGUCUGCUGGUGACUAACUGCUUGAGAAAAUUCUCUUCUGUGAGUAAUGGGCUUCAUUAGAAGAACCCAAACGUGAUGAAUUGGAGCAUCACCACUGCAUUUUGUCUUAUCUUAGCUGCAUAAUUGUGCUUCCAGUGUGUUGUAGUUGGUUACAUAAAGAGGGGCUUAGUUGAAGAAAGCCAUAAACCCUUUUGCCCAGGAUACAAACUAACAGUGACUCCAAAAAAUGUGAAGAAGCAGAAAUCAGAAAUAACACUUGCAUACAUUAGUUCUCCUGGUCAUUGUAAUUCCAUAAUGUGGAAUUCCAGUUAAUCACAUUCUGAUUUUGAAACACAUUUUCUGAGAGAUUUCAAGGAAAAGAACAGUUUAAAAACAAAAACCAAAGACAUUCCAGAACAGUCUAAUUAUUUGCACAUCAAAUUCCUCUGGAAUGUGCAGUGCAGUUUAAGCUCUUAAAUCCAUUAGAUAGUUCUGAAAAGUUCUUCUUUUAAUCUACAAGGUAUAGAUUAAAAUGUCUGCAUUCAUUGUGUCAGCCUGCUCUAGGCUAUUCCAAGAAAAAAAAAAUCCCAAAGUCUUAUCUCCAACAAAAUCACCUCCAGAAUUUCUCUGGCUCCAUCUUUUCUUGUUUGCUGCAUAGUCUUCACUUCUAUGAUGGCUGGGGGUCCUGUUGCUUCCUAGCUGACUCUCUCUGGUUUGCUUUCAUUUGUGACUUGUUUAGUUUUUCAGGUGCCACUGCAUCACUAUUCUGUAAAUCACCUACUGACCUCUGCAUGGUCCUCUUUCGCCUCACCAGCUUUCUUGGAAGCUGAAGCCAAAGCUGUGGGAUUUUUCCUUAAGUAUUAGUGACCCAGGUUGAAGAGAGUUCUUUCUUUCUCAGUUCCCCCUCGGCCCCACGUUGUUGUAAAUGGGUAAUGAGAUUGAUUUAUUUAUUUAAAAAAAAAAAUUAAACUUGUCCUAGGGCACUGUGGGUUCUUUCCCCACUCCCUCGUUCUGCUGCCUUCCAUGCUGUACUCACAGGCCUGGCCUGAGGGGGUUCAGUGUGUGUGUUGGAAGUGUUUCAGCAUUAUGGUUGCAGGGUCAGUGCUUGUUCUGCUUCUCACCUCUUCUGCAAGAACUGCAUGUGAGCAAAAGGAAACUUUGAUCAGCUGACUUUUAGUGGUUCAGAAACAACUGCUAAAAUGCAGACGCUAUCUAAUCUUUCUUUUUUUUUUUUUUUUUUGAGGACUUUUAAAAAAGGAAUUAGAUUAUUUAACUUUUUUAAAAAUAAAGAGUUCUGCAGAUCAGUGCUCAAGGCAGUAAAUUGCUACCUGUAAAUUCCCUUCCUUUGUUUGUAUUCUAAACUAAGAAUCCUUAUUUGCUGGGUAGAAGGGAUUUCUUUUGAGAUUGUUAAUUUUUCACUGGUGUUUUCAGCAAAUGGACAAAAUCACUGCAGUUUCAUCCCAGCAGGUCUGUUAAGCUUUAUGAGGAUUUUAAAAUGUCGACUGCUCAUAGAAGCAUCUGUAAAUUAGAGGAAGGAGAGGAUUUUCCUCCUAAGUUUUAGUAGAGCUUAUGUUCUACAUCCAGUUGGAUAAAGUCAGCCUUUGAAAUCUGGAGUUGUGUGGAAUUCUUGCUGAAAGGUCAGAGCUGUGUUUGUGCAGUAUCCUCUCACCAAUGGGAAAUGUCUGUCAGGCCCCCCAAAAGGAAGAGGUGGAUGAAUGCAGUGACCCUGGCUUAGAAUGUAAAAAUGCAGAUCAUACGUGUACCUUUGCAUUGCUUUAUUUCUGAGUGGGAUCAGACUUGCAGCUGUGUCUCAGAUGUAAUAGCAGUAGAUUGUCUGGCAGCCAGCACAAAAAACUUGGUGGGAAUUCCUCUUCCUGCUUUCAAAAUGCAGAACCUGUGAUUUAGCUUGAAAAUGUUGAUCUUUUGAGAUGAAUCACAUCUGUGUGCAUAAGCUCUUCAGCCAAAUGCUUCUCUAAUAAGCUUCUUCCCUCCAGUUAGAUAAUGUGUUAUCCUGUUUUUCACCAACGAUACAUCCUUCCCAAAAAAACUCUCUGCUCGUGGUCCAAGCUGUGGUCCUGCCUGUAGGUCCCUGGAGGACAACAGCAUUAUGCUGCUCUUUCCAAGAACAAGGAAGUGCAUUAUGAUCUGGUUUUCCCCAUUCAGGUGGGUGUGUGACUGGAGCAGUCCUUCUUUGGUACAUUGGCUCAGCAUCAGUUCCAAAUGAAGUGCCUUGGCAGAUCUAUUCCAAAGACUGCAGGUGGUGGCUCAGUGAUACCAAAGUGAAUUUCCAGUCUCCUACUAGAUGCUUCAAACUGUGAAUGCCACAUUUCCAAUUAUGUAGCUUUGGAAUGUGUUUUUAAGCUGUUCUCUAUUGCAAGGAAUUGUUCCAGCAUUUUCAACCUGCUUUUUUUUUUUUUUGUGUGUGUGUGUGUGUGUGUGUUUGGUUUAGUUUUUGUUUAUUUUGUUUUUGCAACCUACCUAUAAAGUGAGCACUUUGUCUUCAAAAAUUUGUAGUUAUUCUCUUUUAUCUUUGGCCAUUUUUGGAUGCUGUCUGGGUUAGUCUCAAUAAACAUACACAUGGUUAGUAUUAAUUGGA
Motacilla alba alba is the source of this 7260-nucleotide messenger RNA. RefSeq names its product family with sequence similarity 160 member A1 (gene FHIP1A). The record is from RefSeq and is a predicted model, not a curated record. Bases 477 to 3464 code for a protein of 995 amino acids. The transcript is spliced from 14 exons. Lineage: Eukaryota; Metazoa; Chordata; Aves; Passeriformes; Motacillidae.